AUGGAAGUGAAACAGGAGCUUUCUGCAGUCUCUUUGGUCAAAUUGUCGUCGUUCAUUUUUUGGGGCGGCUUGUACUUAUGGUGGGCGGUGGAUUCGAACCGUAGUCCUGAGUGGUGCUCCAGGGUGGUGACCUUGCUCCACGGAUCAGUCGCAACGUGUGUCGGGUUAGCGCAAUGUGGUAUAAACACUCUUUCGUCGUCUUCGCUAACGACGAAACUAACAUUGGGCCAUUACGCGCUAAUGGUGUGGUCGUGGGGUUACUUCGCAUUUGAUCUGCUCUGGUGCCUCCUCUACUGGACGAACAGCUACACGAUGAUCUGUCAUCACAUCAGCGCACUAGUCGCUAUCAAUUUUUACCUCGGCAAGGACUACACUGGCUGUACGUUCGCAUGCACUAUUGCCUUGCUAGAAAUAACCAAUCCCCUGCUACAAACUAGAUGG
This is a messenger RNA of Iphiclides podalirius (scarce swallowtail), 441 nucleotides long. The record is from the annotation of a GenBank genome assembly. Lineage: Eukaryota; Metazoa; Arthropoda; Insecta; Lepidoptera; Papilionidae.